Ciona intestinalis (vase tunicate) is the source of this 4190-nucleotide messenger RNA. Its product is annotated as F-box only protein 24-like. Gene Ontology annotation, molecular function: protein binding. NCBI's taxonomy places the organism in Eukaryota, Metazoa, Chordata, Ascidiacea, Phlebobranchia, Cionidae. The record is from RefSeq and is a predicted model, not a curated record.
UAUUCACCAAGUUAUAGCAUUAGCCGUUUUAAAAUGUUCCAAGGUCGCCGAUAUGGUAACCAAUAACGACAGUAUGUCGAAUUAUAAUCUUUAAAUAAACUACUCGCAUCGAGAAGCUUAGUGAAUUUAAUUUAUGUACUUGCUCUGUGCGGCAAUUCAUUCUAAUUAAAUGAAUGAAUUUAUAUAAUCGAGAUUCCUUACUUAUAAAUCAAAUGUUGCAUAUAGGGCGUUUAAACUAUUAGGGUGACCUGUUUUCAUAACUUGCAUCAUAUAAGGUAUCUAUAUGCUUGCAUAAAACCAAAAGUAAAAAAUCGAACUUUGCUAACAUUUUCCGUGACAACAAUUUACAUAUUUGCACAAUCCUGCAAAUUAUGACGUCAUACCCAAUAUUUCCUGAAGUAAAAUUUCCCAAAAAUGUUACCACGUUCAUCAACACACCGAACAAAAUAGGACCACAGUUGCGUUCAAAUGGACGAAGGGGCGGAGAAUUGGGAGCAGCGAAUUCCGAUUCGCAAAAGAAAAUGGAGACCCAUUCCCGAUGAUGCUGUGCAGACAUCGACUGCAGAUUCUGGAACAUUCUCCCGGACAAAGCAAAUCAAAAUCGACCCCAAAAAGCUCCGUCCUUCUACACUUGCCGCACGAAAAUCGGAAAAUGCUGAUUUUAAUCUCGGUUCGCUGAUAUUGCAAUUACCAAAUGAAAUCUUGGGACACAUUAUUUUGCACUUAAAGCCGAGAGACAUCGGAAGGUUGGCCUCAACGUGUACAAGGUUUCAUUCAGUUAUAGAUCAGAAUCACUUGUGGAUGCUUCUUACCCGGAACCAUUAUCCUGGAUGGCGAACACGGUCACCUGGUUCGGAAUUAUUCGCCGCAAGCAUUGAAAAGUGGAAGAGGGAGUACGCAGUUCAUUAUACAAAAGGCAUCAGAUACCAACUAUUGGGAAGUAGUGGUACCAAACGUCGAACUCAGUGUAGUAUUACCGACAACAAAUCUUGUUACGGAUACAAAAAGUUGUGUUGUAGUAGAGACCACGUCUUUGCUUUGGACUUGGCGAGCUGUCUACAUGUUUAUCGGAGCAGAUGGGAAAGGGAACCAAUAACCAACGAAUUUGUAUAUCGACGUGCUGAUUGGCAUAUCGAGUUCGCCCAGAAUGUCGUCGACGUUACUACUGACCCACGGUACGACAACAACUUACGCCGUUAUGUUUACGUUUUGACGCAAAGUGAUCGAAUGAAAUCACGAAGGAGUCAACCGAAUACAAGGAGCUCCCCUUCAGGUUCUGUUGGAGAUAAUCCGAUCGCCGGUGAUAAAAUCGACGUUUUCGACGAACGCACAUGUCGGCGUGUUUUCAAUAUGACGUUUGACCCCGAGAUGAGGUUCGUUUCGAUGAAACUCACUUCAGUGACGUCACAACAAAAGACGCUUUACAUUCUCACUGAUGCUGGAAAGGUUUACUCUCUUCAUUUGUUUGAAUCCUCACUUUUAAACCUCGGAUCGGAAGGCAUGCAGGUAACUCUCAAAUCUGCGAGCAAAACUUUGGGAGAAAAAGUUCAAAAUGUCAUGACCAGUGUUGGUGUUGUUGGAUUCCUAACAGAAAGCGGAAAGCUGCAUCUGCUCGUGCAAAGACGUUCUGAGUUCUUGGAUAUAUUUGGUCACGAAGCUCCGUUUCGUGUCGGAAUUCCGCAAGUGAUUCGUCACGUGGCAAAGGUCAUGUCAUGUUCAAUAGGAGAUCGACAUCUUGGUUUCAUCGAUGAAUACAACAGAGCUUUCAUGGUCGGCAACAACAGGAAAGGUCAGCUGGGAACUGGAGAUCGAAUCGAUCGCAGCACACCUGUACAAGUUCUUUAUGGAAAGACCUUGCGAUUACUGUUCUGCAGCUUGAAUCACACACUAGCAGUCGUUGAGCAUGGUAAUGAAUGUGAAAUGUUAGGUACAGGGUGUGGGCAUAAUGGAAGAUUACCUGGCAACAGCCGAGGAAGCGUGGAUUUCGUACAUCUCGAUAUCAAGAUUCCUUGGAGUGUCCGGCAGGUUGAUUCACACAAAGAGAGCAUGUUUCUUCUCUCGUGUUAUGACAUGAAUCAUCAUAUACAAUACAAAGAACCCCCCAACCAAGAUUCCAGCCAGCAUCUACAGUUACUAGCCAUGAAAUCUCAACAGGAACUGCUUAUGGAUUUUAAAAAAGCCAGCAAUAUAAUUGAAAAAAUUAAAGUUAUUGAAGCAAUGAUGGAUCGGUUUACCCGAUCUGAGGAACUAAAGCAGACAACUACAGGUCAAAAGGUUACAUUUCCAUUGAAACAGCAAUUGAAGGUUUCAAAGCAGGUUUCCAGUAAACCUUCAGCUGAGAAAGUUGAACCAUCGCCAGAAAAUCGCUGCUCAGAAGAGCUUCGUUUGUUACGUCAUGCAGUGGAACAGUUGCGCCUCGAAGCGGAGAGAGUUGAGUUAGAUAAAAAGAUUGUAUCUGAUCAGACGAAGGGUUAAAAAUGUAAUAAAUUUGAUCAUGAGUGAAAGCUUCAUGACAUUUUAGCCAAGGCAGAGUUUACUUUAUAGUGCAAACAUCGCGCAGCGUUAAGACUUUAAUAUAAAGUAUCGAAGGUAUACACCAGAUUACUAAAACCAUUACAUGCCAAGACAACUGUUAUCAAUUAAAUGAAACUAUAGUUACAAUAACAUCAAAACGUAUUGUUCGGUUAUUAUAUACCAUCCUAUAGCGCUAUACGAAAAACAACGAUGAACACCAGACAUUAAUGAUUCAUUGUGUUCGCUUCUGGGUGUUGCGAAAUACCGGACACUGACGUCACUGAAUUAAAUCGUCUGGUUGUUACGCAAUCUCGUUUCGCCUCAAACAUUCUUAGCAGGACAGUAGGCUAUACGGUUACUACUAGUCUGUGGUUUACUAGCUUAAAUACGACAAGAAUAAGAUGUAAAUAUACGAUUACUAGCCUGCUGUUUGUAAUUGAUAGUCCAUGCAGUUAGUGUGAUCGAACAAUGACCUGAUUAACAUCAGAAAAGUUGUAUGAUUAUGAAUGUAUUCUCAGUUUAGUAAACAAAUAUAACCUAAUUAAAUGUAUUGAAGUAUAUUUCUUUUAAAACGUACGUAUGGACUUUCUGUUUAUAAGGGAGAACGUGUAGUACUUAAAUGCGUUGCUCUUAUUUAAUAUUGAGCUUCAACAACUGUUUAAGCCAAAAAACGUGGCGAGUUGCGUAACCCGACGUGAAGAUUGCGUCAUCACCUUCAAACGGCGCUGACAGGUUAUAUCGGUUGAUCGACGCAAGGUCAUUCGGCCGUGUAUAUAAAGCGGUAUCGAUUGGAGAACUAAAUUCAUUAACAACGCAGCUUUUAGUAAAUUGCUUCAACCCUCUAUUAGUUUCUAUUGAUUCCUUGUAUACAGGACAUAUGGCAGAUGCAGUUUAUUUAGUUUAAAAGAAACAUGAGAUGCCAACAGAAAGCGAUCCGGGCUUGGUCAGUCAUGUUGCGUAACGUGAUCUAUUCAUUAAGAACUGCAGGUUAUUGUAAUUACUGGUAUUUUAAAUAACUUGUUUUUAUUGUAGAGCUGGUAUACUUUAUUCUUGACAAUCUUAAUUUGAAAGUUAAAUCAUCAGCAUGGAAGUUACAAAAAUGUCCAAGGCCGCGUACGGUGUACUUCGACAACACAGCUGUUUGUGGGCAGUCGUUGCUGCAUGCGGAGGAGCUUUUAGCUUAACCUGUUACAGCCUUUACCGAUCAGCUAAGAAAAACGAAAUUGAUUGGCGAUCUUUUGCGCUGAACAACAACAAAGUUCAGCACACUGCUGUUGAUUGGAACAAACGCACACAGAAGUUAUAUGCUGCUAUUCGAAGCGAUGCUGCAGUUUACACUGACGUUGAUCGAAGCCCAAUCACCAACCUGUUAGCCGAAGUUUACGCUGAUGGACGAUACGCCACCAAAUAAACAACAAUUACCUCUUUGUUCAAAUUGCAAAAUGAUUAAAUUAGGAAAAUAAUUAAAUGCGUUAUUUAUUUUUAAUAACGCUAACUUAAUAUAUUGCAUUAGAUUUCUUGUCUUACGCACAAACUUUUAUUUAUUUAGGCAAUUAAAUGCGUUUGCUUUGUUUAACUUUGGGUUGCGCAAUUUCCACAACUUGUAUGUUGUAUUUUAACAAAAGUUGCUUGGUGCUUUGCCUGAUUUUGUUCAAAUAAAACAUUCAUCCGCGUUA